Ahaetulla prasina is the source of this 5825-nucleotide messenger RNA. RefSeq names its product malic enzyme 3 (gene ME3). Gene Ontology annotation, cellular component: mitochondrion. Gene Ontology annotation, molecular function: malate dehydrogenase (decarboxylating) (NAD+) activity; NAD binding; malate dehydrogenase (decarboxylating) (NADP+) activity. The record is from RefSeq and is a predicted model, not a curated record. The transcript is spliced from 15 exons. Gene Ontology annotation, biological process: pyruvate metabolic process; malate metabolic process. Lineage: Eukaryota; Metazoa; Chordata; Lepidosauria; Squamata; Colubridae. The coding region runs from base 194 to 2020 and encodes 608 amino acids.
AGGAGGAGGAGGCGCCCUCCGGCUGCCAGUGCCAGUCUUCGGGUUGCCAAGAUCGGCGUCCGAUCUGCUUCCUGGGGUUUCCUUUCGCUUUCCCAAGAUCGCCUCCCUCGCUGCCUCCAGGGCUGCUUGUGCUGGGCGCGCGCUCUUGACGAUCCGGCCAAGGGAAGCUCUUAGGAACGCAACAGGACCAUCCAUGAUGCUGAAGUCCUUGAGAAGCAGAGGCGGUGGCAGCCUCUUUCGACUGCUGGGGGUCACGCCCGGGCUCCAAGUUGGCAGUUUGCCCCCCAACAGAUCCUGCUCUUCGAGAGAGUUCCCUCCUUCAGCCACCAAAGCUAUGGGGAUUAAGAAGAGGGGCUAUGACAUCACCAGGAAUCCCCACCUCAAUAAGGGCAUGGCCUUCACCCUUGAAGAGAGGCUCCAGUUGGGAAUACACGGUCUUCUUCCACCUUGCUUCCUGAGCCAAGAUGUUCAGAUUCUACGGGUCCUGAAAAGCUACGAGACCAAAUCCAAUGAUCUAGACAAAUACAUCAUCCUCAUGACUCUGCAGGAUAGAAACGAGAAACUGUUUUACCGGGUGCUCACAUCCGAUAUAGAAAGGUUUAUGCCAAUAGUGUACACUCCGACUGUUGGAUUGGCUUGCCAGUUGUAUGGCUUGGCCUUCAGGCGGCCACGUGGCCUAUUCAUUACCAUUCACGACAAAGGACACAUUGCCACAAUGCUAAAUUCCUGGCCUGAAGACAACAUAAAGGCUAUUGUGGUGACCGACGGAGAAAGAAUUUUAGGCUUGGGAGAUCUAGGAAGCUACGGGAUGGGCAUCCCAGUAGGAAAACUGGCACUCUACACCGCUUGUGGUGGCGUUCACCCGCAGCAGUGCCUCCCUGUUCUUCUGGAUGUUGGCACAGACAAUGAGGCGCUCCUGAAUGACCCGCUCUACAUUGGCCUCAAGCAUAAGCGAGUUCGUGGGAAACAGUACGAUGACUUGCUGGAUGAGUUCAUGCAAGCGGUUGCUAACAAGUACGGAAUGAACUGUCUCAUUCAGUUUGAAGACUUUGCCAAUGCCAACGCAUUCCGGCUUCUCAAAAAAUAUCGCAAUCGUUACUGCACUUUCAACGAUGACAUUCAAGGAACUGCCUCUGUUGCUAUAGCUGGAAUCUUUGCAGCCUUAAGAAUUACAAAGAACAAGCUUUCUGAUAAUAAAUUUGUCUUCCAAGGAGCUGGAGAGGCUGCUUUGGGUAUUGCUCACCUCAUAGUGAUGGCACUAGAGAAAGAAGGAAUUCCCAGAGAAGAAGCUGUUAAGAAAAUUUGGAUGGUGGACUCAAAAGGACUCAUUGUCAAGGGCAGGAGUCACCUGAACCACGAGAAGGAGAUGUUUGCUCAUGACCAUCCUACUGUGAAGACACUGAAGGAAGUGGUGCAGACAAUAAAACCAACAGCUAUUAUUGGGGUGGCUGCUGUGGCAGGUGCUUUCACUCACCAGAUUUUGAAGGACAUGGGGACCUUCAAUGAGAAGCCCAUCGUGUUUGCUCUCAGCAACCCAACGAGCAAAGCAGAAUGCACCGCCGAAGACUGUUACCGUUGGACAGACGGCCGUGCCAUAUUCGCCAGUGGGAGCCCGUUUCCAAAGGUAACCCUCUCCGAUGGACAGACGUUCUUCCCUGGCCAAGGGAACAACGCCUACGUUUUCCCCGGAGUUGCUCUAGGAAUCAUCGCUUGUGGAGUCCGUCACAUCACCGAGGAAAUCUUUCUCACCACAGCAGAGGCCAUUGCACAAGAGGUGACAGAGGAACACCUGGCUGAAGGAAGGCUCUAUCCACCUUUGAGCUCGAUUCGAGACGUGUCCUUCAAAAUUGCCAUUAAAGUGGUUGACUAUGCCUACAAACACAACUUGGCUUCCUGGUAUCCAGAACCAGAAGAUAAAGAAGCAUUUGUGAAAAAUCUCAUUUACAGCCCUGACUAUGAUUCCUUCAUUAUCGAUAAUUACCAGUGGCCGGAGGAAGCCAUGAAGACUCAAAAUAUUUGAUGUUUCUCUUUUUGUGAAGGCGGGCAAGAAGAAUCUUCAAGCAGCUUUGAACCUUAAGAUGCUACGGUGUCUUGAUCUUCAAACCUUGUAGGAUCUUCAGUUAUUUCUAUGAGCAGCUUCCUUUUUUUUAAAAAAAAAAAAUCUGAGCCGGAAAUCAUACAGAGUAAACAAGGACCAAUUAUGCCACCAACGCCCAAUGAACGGAUGUGAUUAGAUGAAAUUUAGAAGGUUCCGUACUCUUGAAUCUCCUUUCACAAGUCAAACUGACCUUCCCUAAUCUGGUCCUUUCCCAACGUAUUAGAACUUCCGCUCCUCAAAUUCCCUAUCGCCAAGGUUCCCUUCCAGGUUGAAGAAGGCUGGAUUAGGAAUUCCUGCAGAGUUCAUAGAAAAUGCUUUUGCUAGAUGACUUCAUAUCUAUUAAGCUGGUGUAAUUGCUAUGGCCUUUCUCAAGGUUACCAUUCAUGGGUUUAGGACAGGGGUCAGCAACCUGCAGCUCUUUCACCCCUCUGCUGUGGCUCCCGGUCACUCAAAAUAUAUGUCACAACCGCCAAUGUGCAACAUACACUGGCAACUCCCGGUAGGAUAAAUGAAAAGAAGAAAAAAGUUUCAAAGGAAAACAUAAGGUUUAAUUCAAGUACAUAUUGUUAGUUUUGUGGCCGCUCAGGAAAUAGUCAGGCACAAAGAAGGGUUUUGUGGCUCCCGGUGUUUUCUUUUCUGUGGGAAACGGGUCCAAAUGGCUCUUUGAGUGUUUAAGGUUAUAGACCCCUGGUUUAGGAGAAUGUAACUAUUUAGGGUUUAGGAGAAUGUAAUAACUGUGGAACAGCCAUUGGGUUCAGAAGUGACUUCUUGCCCAGAGUUCUGCAUGGCUUCUACCAGUCUUAGCAACUAUCCCCAGGGGCCUGAUCCUCAUUAGAGAUGUGGAUGGUGGUAUUUUAGCAGUUACGCAGAAUUCUCACUAACCCAAUUUACUGAAAAGUUUCCAGGUAACUGGUAUCGCUUUAUCCGGCUUAUAUCUUCUUACCAUGCAACAAUGAAAGUUCUACCAAACUCACUACUUUUUGGUUGGCAGCAUAGACUAAGUCAAGAAGCCCUCCAAGUGUAUGUUCACACAAUAACCAUGGUAUAUCCAUGGUUAAUUAAGUCCUGGUUUACUCAAGUAUCCCAAAUUUGUAGGUUGCAUGAUACACUGAAAGAUUAUAACGGCCUAGGGUGGAUUCAUGCAACAUAUACAAACAGAGUUGGCCAUUUCAUGCUCCAGUGUUGAAUACAGCUGGUCCUCAACUUACAACGGCAAUUGGGGCUGUCAUUUCUCUCACUAAAGCGGGGCCUCCUAGUUUUAGCAAAAGCAAUCCCUAGAGUCCUGGUUGCCUUUGUUAACCAAAAUCUCACAGCUGUUCGACAAGGCAACUUCCUGCCAGUUUCCCACAACCAAAGUCUAUAGGGAAGCUGGGAGGGAAUUGUAAGUCCUGGGCCAGCAGGCACCUAAGAAGCGUGUGCUGAGUAGAGGGAGGUAGAAGGGAUGUGGGAAGGAUGUGUGGGUCAGGGAAACUUAACCCAGCAAUUUGCAACCCUUCCCGUUGGCUUCCCCAUUGAUUUUCUGGGGAAGCCAGCAGGGAAGGUUCCAAAUGGCAAUCAUAUAAUUGUGCGCUCUGCAACAGGUUGUAAGUGCAAACUGGUUGCCGAGGGCCUAGAUCGUGAUCGUGUGAUGGUGGAAAUGCUGGAACAGCCAGAAUUCUAAGGACCCAUCGUAACCACCAUUCAUUCAGCACUGUUCAAACUUCAAACGGUUGCUGAAUGAAUGAACCUAGGUUGAGGACUAUCUGUAGCUAACACGAUUUUAAAAAGGGACUUAAAGGGGGCUUUGAUGGUGACUAUAGACUAGUGUUUCCCAACCUUGGCAACUUUCAGACGUGUGGACUUCCAAUUCCCAGAAUUCCCCAGCCAUUAAGGCUGGUUGGGGUAUUCUGGGAGUUGAAGUCCACACAUCUUAAAGUUGUCAAGAUUGGGAGACACUGCUAUAAAUUAUAGCCUUUUUUUCAGGCCUGUUCUGUAGAAAUAGCAAGUAUCUGAAGGGUUCUGGUUAGAGCUUAGAAUAGAGUUAAGCAUGGGAAUUUUAAGCUAAUCUUCAGACCUUCCCAUUAAGGCAGGGGUGAAAUCUAGCAGGUUCUGACAGGUUCUGGAGAACCGAUAGUGGAAAUUUUGAGUAGUUUGGAGAACCGGUAGUGGAAAUUUUGAGCAGUUUAGAGAACUGGUAGCGGAAAUUUUGAGUAGUUCAGAGAACAGGCAAAUACCACCUCUGGCUGGCCCCAGAGUGGGGAGGGAAUGCAGAUUUUGCAAUAUCCUUCCCCCGGGAGUGGGGUAAGAAUGGAGAUUUUGCAGUAUCCUUCCCCUGCCGUACCCAUCAAGCCACACCACGCCCACCAAGCCUCGCCCACAGAAGCGGUAGUAAAAAAAAAUUGGAUUCAUCCCUAAUCCAGUCUUAAACAAAUGGAUGUAACCUUUCUAAUAAAAGCUGGAUUGCAAUUUUAACCUUGAGCGUUGAGAAAAAAAAGAAAGGCUUUCUCCAAAUUUCAUUUGUAUUUUAUUUUGGUAGCAAAGGAACCCAUAGAGAACGUCCUGCAGAGCUCCCCUUAGCUGUGUCAAGCUUAAACCAUGAAAUAAUCACUACUAUGCCUUGGGGGGGGGGAAAUUACCAAAAAUUACUAAAAUGUUGUAAUCUCAGGGACUAUUUUUUAAUGGUAUUUAUUGUAUUUAAAAUUGUGAGCGGCACGGUGGCCUGGUGGUGAAGAUGCUCGCCUCCCACUUGCAAGGUUGAGAGUUCAAUCCUAGAGAGCGGCAAGUAAUUUUCUCUCUCUGGACGCAAAGAGAAAAAUAUCUGCUGUGAGCGCUGCAUAGGCAUCAGGAAGGGCAUCCGCCAGUAAAUGCCCAGGUACCCAGAUUCUACCCUGAAUUAAGGGACUAUAAGAUUGUAAAAAGGGAGUAUUGGAUUUAAAAUCAUAGAGUUCAGGGCUCUAAAUCCACCCCCUGACCAAUACAGGAAUUGUCGUGUCCCACUCCUCCUCUGACGGCCAGGUCGGGGAAGUCCAUAUCAAGCGUGGCCGCAAAGCCUCUGCAGCUUUGCCAAAGUUCUGUCAGAGUUCUCAGGGCAGGCAGGAGACCAGGAUGUGACUUCAGCAAUCCAAAUUAGACUUUGCCUGACUCAAAGAAUGCCAGAAAAAAGAUCCUUUAUAUAGGCCAUGGGGUGUGGCUCCAUGACUCAGCACUUAUCCAGGCCUGCCCUUCCCUUCCUUUUGCUGACGUUGCCUUUCCAUUCUCCGGAAGCGUGGAUCUAUCCACUGCAUCGUUUCGUCCCCAGCUGCCGGCAAUUCCAGCUCGUGGCUGGCUUCAGGCGCACAUGCUAUCGGGGGGAGGUUUGUUUGUUCGGUUUGUCCGGGCAUGGUGCCAGGGCUGGGGGCUGGAAGCAUGCCAGGACAUUCUUCUGCACUAUCAGUCUCUGGCUGAGAUAGCAGGAGAUGAGAGGGGCCCGGCUGCGGAGAGGGGGGCGAGCGAGGCACAACAGGAAUCCAGAUUAGAGCACCCCAGACAGAUAGGUAUCCAGCGUCUCCUUGUACUGUACACCCUUAACCCAAAGUGCCACCAUGUCUUCUCUGGUUGGCUGGACCUGUUGUGUCUCGUCCGAUCUCACCGCAGCCGGUGAGCCGCUGCAGACUGGAGUGACCCUCGCGUCAGAAGACUUGAUAGACGGAGGCAACAGAAGGAAGGGAGGGGCAGGCCUGGGUAAGUGCUGAGUCAUGGAGCCACACCC